UCUUUCUUAUGUUUGCUGCUUUUGGACUUUCAGCUAGGCCAUGGAGCCUCAGGCCCAGUGGUCCUGUCUGUUCAGGCAGCCAAAAGCGUUCUCAAGAGACACAAACGCUAUAACACUGGUGUGCUUGAGGAGUGGCUGAAAGGCAACUUGGAGAGAGAGUGUAUAGAGGAAACAUGUGACCUGGAAGAGGCCAGAGAGAUCUUUGAGAAUGAUGAAAAGACAAUGGAGUUCUGGGCAGGCUAUGUAGAUGGCAAUCAGUGUAAGCCAAACCCUUGUCUGAACAAGGGGUCAUGCAAAGACCACAUUGGCUACUACACCUGCUCAUGUCUGUCUGGCUUCACCGGCAGGAACUGUGAGAUCAUUAUAGCAAAAAGGUGUGAUGUGAACAAUGGAGACUGUAUGCACUUCUGUGAAUCAAUGGAAACUUUUGGAGCACAAUGCUCCUGUGCAAUUGGAUACACACUGAUGCAGGACGGGCUUAGCUGUGAACCAGAAGAUGAAUUCCCAUGUGGCAGAACCGCCCUGACAGUGGUAAGCAAGGUGUCCAGAAGUUCUCUGCUCGGCCAUCUGCAGAACUCCACCUCACUGAACACCACUACAUCCUCCCCCUCACCUCCAGCGAGUACCACGGGCUCUUUUCCAGACUAUGACUAUGACUACGACUACGACUACAACAACAAAUCUGUAGUAAACCAAACCCAAAAGAAAUUGCCCCUGUGGGUGUACAAUGACACUGAGGUCCCCAGUGAGGAGCCACCUAGGCCUUUUAAACGCAUUGUGGGUGGUGUGGUGGUCAUUCCAGGAGAGAUCCCAUGGCAGGUAGCCUUGAUACAGCAUCCCAGUGGUCACUUGUUCUGUGGUGGCUCCAUUCUCAGCGAACGCUGGGUUAUCACUGCUGCUCAUUGCUUGGUGGAAGCACAAGGCUCCUUCUUCAUCCGAGCGGGGGAGCAUAACAUCUACAUCAACGAGGGUACAGAGCAGGAUCGUGAGGUUUUGAAGCGCCACAUACACCCACGCUACAAUGCCAGUGUAAGCUUGUACAACAAUGACAUUGCCCUGCUGUACCUCAAAAGCCCUCUCACAUUCUCCAAAAUAGUCCGACCCAUCUGCAUAGGGCCCCAGGCUUUCACUGAGGCCCUAAUGAAGGAGUCUUCCCCGGCUACGGUCAGCGGCUGGGGCCGAACACGCUUCCUUGGAUCAACAGCUAAAACUUUGCAGAAAGUCACGGUUCCCUUCACAGAUCGGACACAGUGUAAGCACACCAGCAGUGCCAGGAUCACUCCUGUCAUGUUUUGUGCAGGAUACUAUAAUGAGGCCAAAGAUGCCUGUCAGGGGGACAGUGGAGGUCCUCACGCAAACAGUAUUCAUGACACAUGGUUCCUGACAGGCAUUGUGAGCUGGGGGGAAGACUGUGCGAAAGAAGGGAAAUAUGGUGUGUACACGCGGGUGUCCCUUUAUUACCGCUGGAUAAACCAGAUGAUGGGAUUAACCAAACACAAGAUGGCAUUUGAUGUGGAAGACCCUGACCCUUAAAUUUUAAGAUUGUGGAUUUAAAAAUGGUCUACAAAUGUGUUGCAUUUCAAAUAAAGUCCCUUCAGUAUAUUUAAAAAUCUUUUAAAAUGCUUUGAAUUGUGUGUUAAAGGAAUUUGACAUGCAAGCCAACCAUCUCAUGGUAAAACACAUACGUUUAAAUUCUGCAACAUCCAAUAACCUGUCAGUGGCCUAUAAGCUACGGCUUCUGGAUGCCAUUAUACUGAAAGUAUGUGUGGUUAAGAAAGCGAUUCAAUAUGUAACAAAUAUGUGGGAAAAAAACAUA
This is a messenger RNA of Micropterus dolomieu (smallmouth bass), 1816 nucleotides long. RefSeq names its product coagulation factor IXa (gene f9a). Lineage: Eukaryota; Metazoa; Chordata; Actinopteri; Centrarchiformes; Centrarchidae. The coding region runs from base 223 to 1533 and encodes 436 amino acids. Gene Ontology annotation, molecular function: calcium ion binding; serine-type endopeptidase activity. The record is from RefSeq and is a predicted model, not a curated record. Gene Ontology annotation, biological process: proteolysis; blood coagulation. The transcript is spliced from 8 exons.